Umbelopsis ramanniana AG is the source of this 915-nucleotide messenger RNA. RefSeq lists its product as uncharacterized. Lineage: Eukaryota; Fungi; Mucoromycota; Umbelopsidomycetes; Umbelopsidales; Umbelopsidaceae. Gene Ontology annotation, biological process: base-excision repair. The transcript has 2 exons. Gene Ontology annotation, molecular function: phosphoric diester hydrolase activity; double-stranded DNA 3'-5' DNA exonuclease activity; endonuclease activity. Bases 1 to 915 code for a protein of 304 amino acids. Gene Ontology annotation, cellular component: nucleus. The record is from RefSeq and is a predicted model, not a curated record.
AUGGUUCGACAAGCUAGCAAGAGAAAACAGGUAUCGGAAGUGACCUCGGGCUCUGAUACAGAAACGCCCAAAAAGCAAAAGAAAUCCACGGCAUUUGUGCCAUUUGACCCCUCGGUGCCUACCAAUACCACUAUGCCCGACACGUACGACUUUCUAGCUGCUCCCCCCGGAGGAGUCAAGCUAGCGUCCUAUAAUGUCAACUCCCUCAAAGCAGCUAUGCGCAAAGGCUAUAGCAAUUAUGUGAAGGCAGAAAACGCAGAUGUACUUUGUUUACAAGAGACCAAGGUCAAUGAACCCGUCCCGGAUGCAGUGGACGAUAAAGUUUACAAAUACAGGUACUGGUCUUAUGAAGACAAAAAGGGCUACGCUGGCACUGCGUUAUUUUCAAAAGUCAAGCCUAGUCAAGUCGUGUAUGGGAUUCCAGGACAUGAAGCAUCGUCGCGUGGCAGAGUGAUUACUGCGCAUUUUAAAGAUUUUGUUAUGGUUGCUUGUUAUAUUCCCAAUGCUGGGGAAGGACUGAAGAAUCUAGACUCUAGGAUGGUGUUCAACACACAUAUGGAGAAGUAUCUCCGUGGUCUGCAACAGGAUGGCAAGCGAGUCAUAUGGACAGGAUCGGCCGGCUUCACUGUCGAAGAACGAACCGAUUUUACCAAAUUGCUAACGGACUCUGAAGACCCAAAAUUGCCUGCUAUGAUCGAUACUUGGCGUCGUCUUCAUCCUACCACCAAGGGCCAUUACACAUAUUAUGGCUAUCGAUUCAACUGCCGUUCAAAGCUUUUAGGAUGGCGAUUAGACUAUUUUGUCAUCACUCCUGAUUUAGAAGACAGGGUGAUUGAGAGUGAAAUACGUCAGACUGCGUAUGGUGCUAGCGAUCAUGUUCCCAUCGUUCUUGUCCUUCGAGAUACUGAAUUGUGA